Messenger RNA from Trichoplusia ni (cabbage looper), 661 nucleotides. Its product is annotated as low molecular weight phosphotyrosine protein phosphatase 1-like. The transcript is spliced from 4 exons. The record is from RefSeq and is a predicted model, not a curated record. Lineage: Eukaryota; Metazoa; Arthropoda; Insecta; Lepidoptera; Noctuidae. Gene Ontology annotation, molecular function: acid phosphatase activity; non-membrane spanning protein tyrosine phosphatase activity. Gene Ontology annotation, cellular component: cytoplasm. Bases 121 to 597 code for a protein of 158 amino acids. Gene Ontology annotation, biological process: protein dephosphorylation.
AACGUAAACAUAAACCAGAGAAACUGUCAGUGAAGUGCGAAAGUGUCGAAUAUUAUCUCAUAACUUCUUGUUAUUAAAUACGAUUUUUACUAAGUGAAACCAGUAAAUAUAAGUUGCAAGAUGUCAGGAGAGAAGAAAAAAGCUCUUUUUAUUUGUUUGGGUAAUAUUUGUAGAUCACCUAUAGCAGAAGGAGUAUUCCAGAAAACUGUAAAUGAUAUGAAUCUAAGUGAUCAGUGGGAAAUAGACAGUGCUGCUAUAGGAAGCUGGCAUGUUGGCAAUUCACCUGACUGGAGAGCUUUAGACACUAUGAAAAAGCAUGAUGUUCCUUAUGAUAAUCAUGCAAGACAGAUAAUAUCAGAAGACUUUAACCAUUAUGAUUUCAUAUUUGGUAUGGACGAAGAAAACAUGAGGGAUCUUAAAAAACGGGCUCCAAAAGGAAGCAAGGCUAAACUUCUGAUGUUUGGUGACUUUGACCCUCAGGGUGACAGGAUUAUAAGGGACCCAUAUUAUGACAGUGAUGCCAAAGGUUUUGAAAAGUGCUACCAGCAAUCUGUAAGGUGUUCCAAAGGGUUUUUAGAAAAAGUUGACACCUUGUAAUUUAAUUUUGAGUUAUAAUAUUUUUUUAACUGUUGAAAAUAAAUCAAUUUAAAAUUAAAUUAAA